Molecule: messenger RNA, 11015 nt
Organism: Mya arenaria
Lineage: Eukaryota; Metazoa; Mollusca; Bivalvia; Myida; Myidae
Product: protein mono-ADP-ribosyltransferase PARP14-like
Exons: 31
Coding region: 98-8500 (2800 amino acids)
Biological process (GO): negative regulation of gene expression
Cellular component (GO): nucleus; cytoplasm
Molecular function (GO): NAD+ poly-ADP-ribosyltransferase activity; transcription corepressor activity
Source: RefSeq, a predicted model, not a curated record
GUAAAAACCAGGAAGCAAAUCGAAAGAACAAUCCGACUGAACAUUCAAGAAAAGGGAAAAAUAGAGUGAGUGCUUUUAGACAGAACAAACAUGAAGUAUGUCCCGUCCUAGCGGUAGCGGGAACGAGGAAGAGUUCGCUUACAGCAGUUCGGGCUCCGAGGGGGAGGGGCCGUGGGAGGGUGAGCGACCCACAGGGAAGUCCGUCCUCAACGUGUUCAAGGGAUACCACGUUCCGGGCAAAUACAAACCAAGUAUGGACGCAAGCAUUGUACAAAGCAUAGACCAACAGUCAAACGACAAUCAAAAUACGGAACAAUCAGAGGACAGCGCAGUGUCUCGAAGCGAGACAAACAGACUAAGUGUCAAAAACAGAAUCAGCAUGUUUGAAGCAAUAACAGAACCGUCAGUCGUAGCUUGCAUGCCCGAUUCAAUGCAACAGCGGCACUCAGUUUCAGAAGAUUGUUCAAUCAUUGGAGCUACAAUGACACCAGAAACGAACGAGUCUGGGAAUAAGGGCUCUCGGCCUCCUGUGCCCCCCAGACCUUCCAAGUCCCUAGUAGUUUCAGAAUCGAUAACGCCAACCCUCACAGAGGACACGAUCGAGACUAAAGCGACAGUACUUUCAGUUGACUCGGAUGACGAGCAAUCAGCGAAAAUGGUGUUUAAGAAUGACUUUACCAAAUCACUUUUUGCUGAUGCUCCGCCUCCGGAUGUUGUGGAACAGCCUCUUCAGUCGGAUAUUCCAAUGGAAAGUUUUGUUAUAUUGAGCAAAGAAGACGAACUAUUCCAAUCCGAAAUUGUGAGUACAACAAACACAGAUGAAGGGACCGAUGUGGAUAAAGAAUUUCUUGGGGUGAAAUUAGAAAGUGAUGUGGAUAUGAGGGAUGAGGCAAACAUACAAGAAAGUGUAGAUCGUUCAAAAUUAAAUGAUUCGGAGUUUGAUGAAGAUAUUACAGCCGUUGAUUUUGGAUCGGUCCAAAUGACGGAUGAUACUGUAAAUGUCCGAACUGAUGACAUAGAUGAAAAGGAAGCCGGUUCUGAGGAAAACUCCAUAACAGAGAUCAUUUCACAAGUUCAGUCUGACAAAGAUGGUGUAAAUUCUGAAGGCGUUAUCCAAUUGACAGAAAAGGAAGUAUCAGUACCUUCUGUAGCUGACUCAAAAGAUGAACAAGUUAAAAGUAUGGAAACUGCAGAAUUAGUUUCACACGUUAUUGAUACAACAGAGGAAGAAACUGAUAAUACUGAAAAAGAAAUUGAACUAGGCGAGCCGCCCGUUUCAUCCGUGACACCAGAUCCUGACGAAACAAAGCAGACAUCUGAAAGUAAGGAAAAUGAAAUGGGAACCAAUGAAUUGCAAACAGAUCCUCCUGACGAAACAAAGCAGACAUUUGAAAGUAAGGAAAAUGGAAUGGGAACCAAUGAAUUGCAAACAGAUCCUGACGAAAUAAAGCAGACAUUUGAAAGGAAGGAAAAUGAAAUGGGAACCAAUGAACUGCAAACAGAUCCUCCUGACGAAACAAAGCAGACAUUUGAAAGUAAAGAAAAUGGAAUGGGAACCAAUGAAUUGCAAACAGAUCCUGACGAAAUAAAGCAGACAUUUGAAAGGAAGGAAAAUGAAAUGGGAACCAAUGAAUUGCAAACAGAGAUACAAGACACUGGCCUAGCAGAAGAAAGUGCUGAUUCGUCUGAUGAUGACAGUUUUAAGGAUUGUAACGAGGGGGACGAUAUCGAAAUGUUUCAGUCAAUGCAACCGCUUGAGCACUUUGAAGAAAAAGGCGACAUUGACUCCGACGAUAACAAAGUUGAUGAUGUCACUGAAGAAAUGCCGAAAACAAAUGCUGCAACUGAAUUCGAUGAAAUGUUUCCGUCUAUCGAAAUUAUUGGCAGUGGGACCAUCAUUCAGCCUCAACAAGCCUAUUCUAGUAUGUCUAGUUCAGUUGGCUCUUCAGAUAUGUUAUGGUCAAUAAUACCACAAACUAUUGACGAAAAUAUUGAAGAAGGUAAAGAGGGCAUUUCGUCUCAGUCAUCAGGCAGUUUUUCAAUACUAUCAAAAUCUGAUAGUGACGAAAACAGUCAAAUCGUCGAAAACAGUCAGAUCGUCGACAACAGUCAAAUUGUCGAAGAAACCAUUGCUGUGCCAGACCAAUGUCCAUCAAUGGAACGUUCCACACCUUUAUCUUCUGAAGGUGUUUGUUUUAACCAAUCUCUACCUGUUGAUAAAGAUGAGGUAAAAGAAAUGCGUCCCUCCCAUCUGAAAGAGACCAAGGAAGUUAAACCCACAGGAAGAUUUAAGGAGACACCGAAACAAGAGGAAAUGGGUACAGCUGCUCAGAAACCACCACCUGUUGUCCGCCCAACGACGUUUCAAGACUAUAUAGUGAAGAGCGGUGUUGCAGACAUUUCGACACAUGAUGGUGAACAAAAGAAUCAUCUAUAUGGUGCAUUUGAGGACAACCAAACGCCACCCCCACCACCUCCUCCUAAGUCACAAGCAGUCCUUGAGGAGCUUAAGUCAUUGGCAUCACAACAUGCCAAUACACCAACCCCAGAUGAUACCAAGCCGUUCCCAGUUGAUCAAGUUAGGGUCGACCAGUCAGAAGAAAGUGAAACACAAGCAGAUAUAAUGACAACAAGUGUAGAAUGUGGUAAUUACAGUAACUACACAUACACUCAAGGGUAUCAGCCUGCUGCUGGAUAUGAUGCCAACGCUUAUCAAGGGCAAUAUGGAAUGCAAGCGGGACAACAGUAUGAUCCGCAGCUAUAUUGGCAACUUUAUCCAGGACAGCAACCAUUCACGCCAAAUGCUCAUUAUCAGGCACCAAGUUUACCACCGGAAUAUUAUCCUUACCAAUAUUAUCCUCCGUAUGCACAGAAUUAUCCAACCAGUCUGCAGUUCAACAGUUCGAAUACUAGUGAUCAACCACACAUUCCUGCUCAGGAACUCGAAAAAGUUCCAACAGGACAGAGUAAUGCAUCUGCGCAUGCUCCUGAGUUUGUUGGUGAAGCUUCGAAGUUAACGUCUGACUACGAGAAUGGUCCUUCCAAACAAAAAGGCAAAGAAUCUUUCAAACCAAAGAAAUCGCAAUCGCCUAGGAAAACAAAGGAUACGUCAAAGCAAGGGCAACAUAGAACUCCUACCGAGACAACUUCGAAACCGCAAGCUAAGCAUGCUCACGAUAGUAAACAACACCAAAAACAUGUGCCGAAGAGGAACCCAACAAAACAGGCACCGAAGCCGGAACACAGGAAGUCAUCGGCAGGUAAGCAAGAAAAGGCUGUAACAGACGCACGAAAAGAAUCUACACCGAUAAAGGUUGAAAAAGACACUACGAAGUACUGUAUAUUUGCAAAAGGAAUAGACAAAACCGCGUCUGAAGAACACCUUAUCAAUCUCUUCGAAGUUUGCAUGGGCAACACUGCUGACUAUAUUCUAGAUUCAAUGGUUUUCAACUUCUCAAAAACGUGUGCCGUGUUUUCUGUGAAAGGAAAACCUGAUAUGGAGAACAUGAAGACUAACAUGGCGAGGAAGAAUUUGUCCUUUCAGCCGGAGCUUAACCUACUGGACACAACACCGAUGAUUGCCAUUAGCUGUAACGGCGCUGUGGCGGUUGGCAUGCUUGAGCUUUACUUUGAAAGUGAGAGAAAUGGAGGAGGAGACGUAGAGGGCACCCCUUAUGAGACCGACGACGGAAACUGUACUAUUGUGACUUUCUCAGAUGCGGAAGUUGUCGAAAGGGUUUGUGCCAAAAAGGACCACAUUUUGAACGGACAGUCACUUCGAGUGUCGCCAUUUUACAAGUGCGAGUUGGGCGAACUGUAUGAUGCAAAACUGCACAAGUUUUCUCUCCCAGAGCCAAUUGUUCUUACAUUGUCUACGGUUAAAACUCAACUUUUGAAAAAGGAAUGCUGUUCAAAGUUGCUGGAGGACUUAAAAGCACAUUACUGCGAAUGCGAUAUAUCGGAGACAACGCUUACCCUCACUUGUUGCCUCUGUCCUAUCACACCAAAAGUAAAGGAAUUAAAGAGAAGUUGGGACAGGGAUGUGGUUAAUCUGGUCAAUCAUUUUUUUGAAAAUAACACAGACAACCGCAAGCUGAACUUUAACGACAAGAUUGUCACAAAUGUCGUAGAACAUUGCACUACCUUCUCCAAUCAUCCAGACGUUGUGGUAAUCUGUGAUGCAGCAAAGUGCUUUAUAGAAGUAUAUGGCUUGAGGACAAGUACAUCUUCUGUUUUUGAAGACAUCCAAGGCAAGGUGAAGCAGUGGGAAAGACAACUGACAAGGACAACCGAACGGAUAACUUACUCGUUUCUUCACUUGAAAUUGAUGGAAAAACUCGGUCUUAUUAGUAGGCUUAAAGAAAUACAGGAGCUUGAUGUCAGAGUUGGUGAUGAUUUUGUUGAUUUAGAGGGACAACCAGACGACAUAACGCAUGCAAAACUUGAAUUACAUAAGGGUAAAGACAAAAUGAAAUUCACUAAAUAUGAACAUGGGCUAUCGUUUCAAUGUGCUGAGCUUGUCCGAUCAAAGAAAAAAGUAAUUGCACUUAUUGACGAAAGCUUUAAAGAAAAGGGAAUCGAGGCCUCGUGGAAAUUAGAAGGAAGUGCGUUCCACGUCGUGUUUGUGAAGGAUCAAGAAGACGAUUAUGGAUAUGCAGUUAUGGUUGAUAGGGACUCGGACAUAGUGAGUGUCUUCUCAAAUAUUUUGGAGAAGUCUAUUAAAUAUGAAAGGGACGACAAGGACGUGUUCCAUUCUGAUGAAUGGACACAGUUUAUUACAGAUUUAACUGAAGAUCAUGAUGACGUUGCUGGUUUUGAUAUCGUCGAGAAAACGUGCCGACUCGUUAUGCAUGGAUGGCACAAAAACGUGAACGAAAUGUACAAACGUAUAGAGUCUUUCCUUGACACGCGAGUCUUGAGGACACUAGUUUUGAAACGAGGAACAAUCCCAAUUCGUUUUAUACAAAAGUUCAAACGUGAUGUUAUUGAUGAUUUGCAAAACAAUCUUAAAGAACGCAAUGGCUUUAUUGCAUUUUGUGAAGACAAAGAAACUGUUGAUAUUCGCGGCAACAAGGAAGAUCGAGACAUGGCCCGUGAUGAAUUGGAAAAAGUGUUCAAUUCAAUUAUAAAAGAGGAACACACCAUUGAAAAGGUGUCAGUGAAGGAUGUUUUUCAAGAUGAAAAAGCGCGUGGAAAAAUCGAUGAAAUAGAACAGAGUACAAGAUGUGUGAUACAGCUUCCAGGUCAGCAAGAAACAUUCGAGUAUGAGACAGAAGAAGAUGCAUACGAAAAGAUUGGAGAUGAUCAAGUUCCCGGGGCAAAGGCAGCACCAGGUAAAGCAGCGAUGACGAGUGAUACUGAUUCGUUUCCAGCAAAGAACGGAACGAACAUUUCUAUUGUACUUGGAGAAAUAGGAAAACAAAAGGGAGAUGUUUUCGUCGUGUCGACGUCCCCUAGUUUAAACCUGAAAGGAGGACAAGCAGGACGCGCGAUUCUACACGUAGCUGGGCAUGACCUUCAGCAAAAGAUUAAGAAAGCCUAUCCGGAAGACAUUGCAUAUGGGGAGAUUGCUGACGUUGAAGGGGGAAAAAUGAAAUGUGACUGUAUGUACCUCACAGCUCUGCCUGGAUGGAAAGCUGCAGACCAUAAAGCACAGGAGGUGCUGAAGAAACUCGUGCAAGACUGCCUCAAAAAGGCUGCAAAAGAAAAUAAGAUGUCGAUAGUGUUUAGUGCAUUGGGAUGCGGCCAAUUGAAAUAUCCCGUGGAAGUUGUUGCGAGGAUCAUGUUUGAUACUGCGAUAGACUUCGAUAAAAACAACAAGAAAUCCAGCCUAAAAACAGUUCAGUUCGUGAUAUAUCCGUCAGAUGAACACGUUAAAAAGGCGUUCAAAGAUGAACUGAGAUUAAGGCGAGAUGGUGGUGGAAAAAGACCCGUUUACAAAAUGCAGAAGGGAAUGGCAACAAUUGAGCUCGUUGUGGAAAACUUGGCUGAACAAAAGGUUGACGUCAUUCUGUGUUCCACGUCUUCUACCAUGGACCUCAAACAUGGAGCGUGUCAGGCUCUUUUGAAAAAAGGUGGUAAGAAACUGGAGGAGGAGUGUGCAUCAAAAUAUAGCAACACUUUGGACGACUGUCAAAUUGCCGAAAUAUCAUCCGGAGAUCUUCCCUGUAAGAAGCUGUUUUUGACAGUUCUUCCACGCCAUGCUGGAGAAGAAUCUAUAACCAAAUUGAAAGAGAUGCUUCGUACAGCUUUCAAACUCGCUGAAACUCGAAAGUAUUCAUCCCUAGCCAUCCCGGCCUUGGGAACAGGCAAUUUGAAAUAUCCAAAAGAGGACGUUUGUCGCUGCAUGUUUGAAACCUUCAUAGAGCUUGGAAAACAAGAGGAAGCAAAUAAACCUUUUACUGUAAAGUUUGUGAUGCACGCCAAGGACCAUGACCUGAUUGGGAUAUUUCGCCGUUACUUGGAGAGCCGUUCAAAGCAGGGGAAAAGGGGGGAAAGGCACAUGCAAGAUGUUAAACGAAAGAAUCGAAAUAUUGCCCAUUCCAGCACAGGUUGUGACACCGUUGACUAUGGUAUUCGUAUUUCCGGAGUUGAUCUGAAGGUGUUCAUAGGCGACAUUCUUGAGCACACAGCCGAUGCAUUUGUUACCAGCACUGGAUCAAAGUUAGAAUUGCAUGGAGCAGUUGCCAAGGGAUUAAAAAAGAGAUGCCCGCAGUUAGAGGAACAGUGUCAAGCACAACUGUCAACAUUUCAAAGGGAUGGAAUUCUGGUCACUAAAUGUCCAGGGCUUAAAGCUAGCAAGACGAUACUCGUCAAAUAUGUGGACAGGCCAUCUGAAUGGACAGCGCAAAUGAGGAAGUGUUUAGAAGUAGCUAACCAAUCCAAGAUCAAAACAGUCGCUUUUCCCGUCUUAGGCUCGGGUGCAGGAUUUUCGCCUAUUAAACCAGAGAACAUAGCCGAAUCUCUUUUUGAUGCUCUUGACGAGUUUAUGUCAGAUGGAAACACUGAUUUGAUGAUUCGUGAGGUUCAUCUUAUCGUCUUUAAAACUCAAGCAGAACGAUUCCAACCAAUCAUAGAUGUAUUGCGUAGCAAGGCCAUGAAAGCGGCUUCAGACUUAAACAGUGGAUCAUUUGGACAGAUAAAGAAAGCUGGGAGGAAGUUUUGGAAGAAGACAAAGGAAUUUGUAGGUGUAGGCUAUAUGGCAUCUGAAGAAGGAGCAAUGGCACAACCCCGUCCUUCGCCCUCUUCUUCGAAAAGAAACACGUCGACUCUUGCACUGUAUAUUUACUCUGACUCCAGUGAAAAUAUACAGAGAUGUAAACAACGCCUGGAAACACAUCUUGAAGAAGCACUGAUAACCGCAUAUGAGAAACAAUACAAAACAAUCGUUUGCUCGUUAACAAAAGAGGAGAAAGAAGAGCUUGAAUCAUUGCCGCUGGUGGUUGACAUGAAAAUAGAUGUUAACGAUGGGAUAGUGAUAAUUAAAGGUGAAAGAAAGCUUGCAUUUGAAGCGCAAUCUAAUGUUAGAGAAAUGUUGAUGCGAUUUGAAAAGAAUCGAUGUGAACUUGAACAAUCUCAAGAACUCGCAAAAAAGAUAGAAUGGCAGUAUGAAGAAGAGGAUAACAACGAAACGAAAUACAAGUUCUAUGGGAAUUUACAAAGUUUCAAAAUGGAGAUGGCGUAUCAAAGAAAUGAAAAAUCUUUCUGUUUCAUGGACAAUGAUGUCGAAUAUGAGAUCGACUUCAAUGACUUGGUUGAAUACGCUAAACAUGACAAAGCAGAUCUCGUUAGUGUGGUUCGCAAGGAAAUUUUGAAAGGACAACAGGUGCCCUUGCCGAUUGACUGGAAGGCUAUGAAAGACGGUGUCAAUAUUAAGCUUAUAGAGCUAAAGCCUGAUGAAAAACAAUUCAAAGACAUUGAAACUCGCUUCAUGUUUGAGGUGAAGAAUGGGCAAUAUGCCAAUAGUCCAGGACACAAAUACGAUAAAAAUUCCAUGAAAAUUGUCAAGAUUGAACGCAUACAAAACAAGGCUUUGUAUCAGCAAUACCAAGCAAAGAAAAGCUUUCUUCAAGAGCAAAAGCCAAUCCUUCCACCGAAUAUGCCGUUAGAAAGAGAGCUCUGGCACGGAACUAAUGAAGCUGCCAUGGAUAACAUUAUUUGUCAUGGGUUCAAUCGGAGUUAUGCUGGUGAUAAUGCCGGUCAACCGUGGUACGGGCAGGGCGUUUAUUUUGCUCGUGAUGCCUCGUAUUCGGCUAGAUCUUGGAUGACCGGUGCAGGAACAGGAGGCAAAAAGGGAUAUGUGUUUUUAGUGAACGCUUUAACGGGCCACUUGUGCCAAGGAAAGAAAGGAAUGCGGGUUCUGGAGCCAGUAAAUAAGGCAAAGGAUCCGCUAGUUUUGUACGACUGCGCAGUCGACAGUGUAGCUAACCCUAUGGAGUUCGUGAUAUUUUCCGACACACAGGCCUACCCAGCGUACAUUCUCACUUUUUCAAGUGGAUAAUCAUCAUGUGUUGUUUUGCCUUUUGAAUAGUCGAGAAAUGUGGAAUUAUUGAAUAUUAUACUGAUGUGACCAUUGCACACGUCUUUUCGCAAAUUGUGUUUUGGACAAGGGAUCCUGUCGAUGUAAUUCUAAAAGGAUGUUUUAUCAGUUUAUGGAAAAUUGUUUCGAAUGUGUACUUUAUGUCCAGUCACCUUAAAAUGUAAUUCAAUUAAAUAACACGCUAAAACAUUUUAUAUUUUUGAAUGAUUAUGCUGUGAUGUUAUUAGAAUAAGUAUACAAGUAUAUUCAAAAGUAAGAACAUAUUUUCGUAGAGUGUUGUUCGCCCAACAAUGCUGAUACCGGUUGUAAGGCACAUAAAGUGUAAGUGAUUCAUGAGUAUGUAAUGUAUGUGUAUUUUCUCUAUCAUAACGUUACUCUUAUAAUAUGUAUAUUUUUAAAGUGAUUGUUAUUAACCGGUGUUAAAAUCAUAAUGCAUUGUAUUACAAUGAGAUGUUUUGUUAUUGUUGUAACGUAUUUGUAUAACGAAUAUAUUUUGUUGUGUUGUCAUUUGUAGAUUACAAGCUUGAAAAGCACUGGUACUGUUUUCACCAGUUUAGAAUUUGAAGUAAAUUUAGCAGGAUCAUAUAAAUUAUAAGGCUAGUUGUGAAGCAUGAAGCCAGUACGCUACCAAUGUACGCUCUCGACCUUUUUAAAAUCGAAAUCAAAUAGAUAAAGUUUUGCCUCUGUCUGAUAAUAAGUUUUUCUUCUUACAAGUUGACAGUUGACUAUUUCUAUGCCAAAAACGACAGCAGAAUCAAUCCAAUGGAUGAUGAGCGUGUUGCGUUCAGUAUUAGAAUAAUUUUAUAAUUUUCUUAGGUAAGAUAAUGUUUAUGUAUACAUUGAAUAUGUCUGUGUAAUUAUUUAAAGAUUAUUAUCAGAGUUGUAAAUUCUAUACAUGUUUAUUGUUGUUUUUGUUUCACUUUUUGGUGGAUAUCAUCUAAUGAUUUUUUCAAAUUCAUGUUUAAAACUGCACCCUUAUAGAUGGGCCGUUUUGACAUUUUAUGUCUUGGAAUGAACCAUUUUUGUGUACCUGUCUAAGAACUUGUUAAAUAAGACUGCUGACAAACGUUUGUAACUUCUUUAGCUACAAAACUUUCGAACGUAAAUAUGAAAAACUGCGAUCUGGUUUUUUACAACCAGCCUAUAUCACUGGUCUCCAGAUAUUUACGCGAAGGUUGGUUCAUUCCAAGACAAAAAAUAAAGUUGUCAAAACGAUCAAUCGGUGAGAGUGCAGCUUUAAGAUAACACUAUCAUUUAAUAAUUGUUCACUUUUAUGUUUAAGAAUUGAUUGUGUUUUCAUGUAUUAAACUAUUAUGUUGUGAUUUAUCAUUAACUGAAUUUUCUUGUGUGUACUAACCCACGCAUUCCAGUUUGACCCAUUUUCCGAGCAUUUAAUGUAUUCCUAUAACUGCUGGUGGACUAGACUUACUUGUCUGUGUGGUCUGUAUGCUUUGUCCAAUCGGAUAACACUAUUUAUCAAAUUUGUUGUACAUAAAUUUUGGUGAUUUGGCGUUGAGCGAAUUGAAAGAUUUAAACAGAGGCAGGAUCAGUAGACAACAUUUUAUCCCAACACUUAUCUGGAAUUGAGUGUCUGCGAUAUUCCAGGCUUUGUUUUGGUAAAUGAAUAAUCCUAACCUUUAACCAUUAUAUGCUGUUCGCUCAUAUUAGUUUUACAUUGUACGGCUGUAUUGUAAUUGUGUUUUUCGCAUUUGUAAUCCAUUGAGUGUUAUGUGACUGAAAGGGGAAUUUUGUUUUCGCAUCUUGAAGCAGUAAGUGGGCGAGAACCAUGUACAUCAAACUUAAGUUAAGCAUUUAAUUUUAAACACACGGCUUCGUUCUUUUUCCAGGUAUUUCGGAUCAUUCCUUUUCUUUUUUUAAAUAUAUUCCGUGUUCUUUCAUAAUAAGGUACUUAAAUCUGUAAUUUUUGGCUCUGUUUUGUUUUGUGUUUACUAUAUUUUGGCGAUUUAAAGUCAAAAACCGUGCGCGAUGACGCUUAACAUAAAAUCGACACAUGGCAUGGCCUUAUGUUAAAGUCAACACUAUUUCUGCUCGAGAUAAUCAGUUAUUUGCUUCAAACCUACAACACUUUCUGAAACAUUCGACGAGGAUCAAGGUUUCCUGUCUGGGUCUGUGAGUGUGUGGGUUACGUAUGUACGUUUGCCUCUCUAGUUCAGUGUUGUUUUCACCCUUGUCUUGUACCUCUAAACGGGGUUUAUGUUUGAUUUAUUUGCUUGGUCCUGUUUGUUUUCAUUAAAUUUUUCAAACCUACUAUGUUAGAGCACAUUUUGCUAUCCGUUUAAAUUGCUAUGUUUACUUUUUUAAUUAUAUUGAACGCAUGUUUAAUAUCUGAGCAAAUUACUUUGUUAAAUCAAACUUUGUUCUUCAUUACGUUGAUUGAAUUUCCAUUUCAUUUCCAUCUGAUGAUUAAAUCUCUGAUGUGCACCUUAGUAAGAAUGAAUAAAUUCAUCUCCAUUCA